Molecule: messenger RNA, 1032 nt
Organism: Caenorhabditis bovis
Lineage: Eukaryota; Metazoa; Nematoda; Chromadorea; Rhabditida; Rhabditidae
Source: the annotation of a GenBank genome assembly
AUGAAUUGGCUUUUCGGACAUUUUCAGUCGAUUAAAACGGCUACCCUACCGUCGUGCGUUUAUCGAGACGUCCUCAUUCGGGUUGAUGAUGAAACGCUCAAAAAUUGCAGGAGGGUUUGCCAAUCGUUCAAAGAAAUCAUCGAUUCACAAUCAUUCUGGAUUGAAAGGGCCCAAAUUUGCAAUUUGGAGCAUUGCCUGCCGCCGAGAGAAUGGCUCAAUUCUCAAAAAACGCUGAGCCAACAGGAAUUGGAUUUAAUUGGCGGUGAAGCCAAGUUCAACAUCAAGAAUAUGGUAUUAUCCAGAAAAGGCUAUUCGAAAUUCAGACCAUACGAAAUUCAUAGAAAUGAAAAUAUUCAAUUUCAUAAAAAUAAAUAUAAUCUUCGCGUUCGAGAAGGCGGCGAUGGAAUUUGCGUUGAGCCGAAUGAUGUCGGAUGCGAGCCUGAUGAUUCUGUCGACGCUUGCUUCGCAUUCUCUUACCGUCUUUCCACAAUUGGCAAUUUCGUCGAUCUCGAGGCAAUUGGAAUCGAUGGUUGGGUUUUGGACUACGUUCGCCCGAAAAUCCGCAUCAGUAUGAGCGUAUGCCAUCGAAAUGAUUGUGCCGCCGAGGUUCUGCUUAGCGCCGAGCUCAACUACCAAAAACGGCAGAUCAAACAUCGGGAAAAUGAGGAUGGGCUCAUCCAGCAGCGCGCAAAUGAGCCGCGUAGAAUGUCUGUGCAUCGAAGUUGGGACCAAUGGACAGAAGCGAAUUGGGAGAAAAUGAGCCUUGAAAUGACCGAUUAUCCAUCAGGCCUUCGACAUUUGUACGUCUCUGUGAUCGGCGUCGACAAUCAAUUCUGGAAAGGUUAUUUUGGUCCGAAAAUCGCCAACAUGGAAAUUGAAGUGGUCCUUCCCGACGAGGUGAGGCUUCUUCCAUUCAAAGAGGAUGAAGCUAAGGAUGAGGCCGACACGCGACCAUACCGCGAGACGCCGCCAAAUCGACACGGCAUUUUUGCGGUGCCCUUCCGAAAUCGUCGCCGUCUUGGAGAACUAUGA